AUGACUUCCACAUGUUCUGUUUUUUUGCAGAAACACUCUUGGCCGCAUCAGCAUUCUCUAUCUCCACUCUGUGAUCAUGAAAAAGUAGAAAUCAAAUGUGAACCCGAUCAUUUGAGAAUACCCAAUGAUGGUACUGAUGUCUGGGAAAUUGAUCCUAAACUUCAGAAAUUUGACCACAAAGUUGCAUCGGGGUCAUAUGGCGAUUUAUACAAAGGUACAUACUCUGGCCAGGUAGUAGCAAUCAAAAUUCUCAAGGCAGAGCGUUUGAAUACCGAACUGCGGGAGGAGUUUGCCCAAGAAGUAUAUAUAAUGAGAAAAGUUCGGCACAAAAAUGUUGUCCAGUUCAUAGGGGCGUGCACCAAACCCUUGAACUUGUGCAUAGUCACAGAAUUUAUGUCUGGAGGAAGUGUUUAUGACUAUUUACACAAGCGAAAGUGUACCUUUGGGCUUCAAUCUUUACUCAAAGUAGCAAUUGACGUAUCAAAGGGAAUGAACUAUUUGCAUCAGAAUAAUAUAAUACACAGGGACUUGAAGGCUGCCAAUCUUUUGAUGGAUGAAAAUGAAGUUGUUAAAGUGGCUGAUUUUGGGGUGGCCAGAGUGAAAGCACAAACUGGUGUGAUGACUGCUGAAACUGGGACAUAUCGGUGGAUGGCUCCUGAGGUCAUAGAACAUAAAACCUAUGAUCAUAAGGCGGAUGUUUUCAGUUUUGGGGUUGUUUUGUGGGAAUUGCUGACGGGAAAGCUUCCAUAUGAGUACUUAACUCCUUUACAAGCGGCAGUUGGAGUGGUGCAAAAGGUAAAGCAUCUUAGUCUAAAAUGUAGUCUGGUUAUUUGA
This is a messenger RNA of Fraxinus pennsylvanica, 834 nucleotides long. The record is from the annotation of a GenBank genome assembly. Lineage: Eukaryota; Viridiplantae; Streptophyta; Magnoliopsida; Lamiales; Oleaceae.